GGUUGUUUCUUAACAAUGUUUAGAAACAAGUGGAACGUCGACGGUGGUGGAUGUGCGUCGUCGCAUGAGAAAGUUUUAUUCGUGAAGUGAGUCGAGUGCUACCGAGGAGUUCGGUGCUAACACAUGGUUCGGCAAUUCGGCCACGGGAUGGAGACCACUUUCUACGACGAGCAGUACCCCCUGAGCGGCCCCGUGGAGAGUCUGAAGCGGUCGCUCACCCUGGACCUGGACUUCGGGCGCGGCAAGCGCGCGCGCGCCGCGCCCGUGCUGUCGUCGCCCGACCUGCAGCUGCUCAAGCUGGGCUCGCCCGAGCUGGAGAAGCUCAUCAUGCAGAACGGCAUGAUCACGUCGGCCACGCCCACGCCCGGCGGCGCCGCGCUGUUCCCCGCCGCCGCGCCCACGGAGGAGCAGGAGCUGUACGCGCGCCCCUUCGUGGAGGCGCUGGACAAGCUGCACCACGGCGAGCCCGCGCCGCCCGCGCGCCGCGUGUACGCCGACCUGGACCGGCCGCUGGAGCGCUACCCCACGCCCGUGGUGAAGGACGAGCCGCAGACCGUGCCCAGCGCCGCCAGCUCGCCGCCGCUGUCGCCCAUCGACAUGGACUCGCAGGAGCGCAUCAAGCUGGAGCGCAAGCGCCAGCGCAACCGCGUGGCCGCGUCCAAGUGCCGGCGCCGCAAGCUCGAGCGCAUCUCCAAGCUGGAGGACAAGGUCAAGCUGCUGAAGGGCGAGAACGUGGAGCUGGCGCAGAUGGUGGUGAAGCUCAAGGACCACGUGUCGCGGCUCAAGCAGCAGGUCAUCGAGCACGCCAACAGCGGCUGCCACAUCGACGCGCACUUCUGAGCGCCGCGCCGCCGCCCCCCACAUUCCAUGCUAGUCGCGCCCGCUGGACGCAGCAUACAAAGCGAUUUGUGAUCUUAAUUUUACCGUGUAAUAUAUAGUUAGCUUAGUGUUAAGGUGGACCGGUGAUUGUGAUGUGAGUCGAGUCGCUCGGCGGCCACGGAGCGAGUCGCGAGCCGUAAGUCGCAGUUAUGAUUUUCCUUGUAUCAGUAUUGCGUUGUCUCAUUUAGAAUAGUGUAGAAACUAGAAAGGAUAAUCGUGCAACGUCAUUCGAGUGCAGACUGAGCGAGGUUGAGGCGACGUUGCCAGUUUUACGGCGAAUUUCCCGUUCCAGCGAUGUUGCCAUAAACUCGAUUCUCAGUGUUUGGGAUUCGCAUUGUUCAUUUACUUGCACGGUGACCCCGAAGGACCAAAACUUACCAAUUUGUACUUUGGGACGAGAAACAUACAAAAUUUGGACAAGCGAGAGAGAAGAUGGCUCGUCAGGGCCCUUAAGUAAUCAGUGCGAAAGGGAUGCAAUUACGCGUUGAGCUGGCAACCGCGCAUCACACAAGUCACGAGCGGAUGUUCUGUUAAUUAAAAUUCCGCCUGCACCGCCCUCGCGGAAUGGCGGCCAUGUGUUCGGCAGUCGGACGUUCCGAAUCACGUUUUGUUACACAAGGUUAACUUUUUUUCAUUACGAUGAUGGCGCCUCGAUGCCUGAGGGAUUCGUUACGCUCGACGACUCACGUAGCUAGUGUGAAAGACUGAUAGUGUGUGAGACAGUGUGCCUUGUAGAAUGUUGCGAGACGUAUAUCCAACGAUGCUGUUUUGUAAAAUGUCUCAGAACUGACCCGGUGCUCUUUAAAGGUCUUUUAAAAAUGAGGCCGUCCGAUUAAAAAGUGUGAUGGACGAAUGGAAGCGAGUCUCUAGAGAGUGCAUGUGUGAAAACGGUUGAAUGUGCGAUGUAUUUAUUAGUGAGAAUGUAUUAAUUAUUUAGUAUCAAGUAGCAAUCUCGAGUGCCUACGCUUUGUAAGUGAAGCCUUUACCUGUUUUUAUUGUUUUUGUUACCAUUAAAUGCGCUACAGUAAAAUUGUUCUGUACCAUUGUCUUCUAUAGGUUAUAAGUAAUAAUAUACCAAUUAACAAGUUGAAUUGUUAUAGACUAUAUUGGGGGAACUUGCCGUUGGGAUCGUGAUUAUUGGCUUUGCAUUAAGAAUGAAUGAGUUUAAAAAUAUGUUAUGUACAGAUAUAGUAUAUUAUGUAGAGGAUGUGAACAGCAAGUGACCCUUUUUGUAUUAUUUUUAUACAAAAAUGAUUCUUCAGAAUGUUAACAAUAAUUUGUAAGUUUAUAAAGAUAAAACACAGUUAUACUAAAAUAAUAUAUUUUUAUCAAUUUAACAAAGAAUAUUGUUUUAUACUGAAUACGUAUUGUAUGAUAAAACAGAAUAAAGAGAAAAAUUAUGAAGAUUAUUAUACCA
Pararge aegeria (speckled wood butterfly) is the source of this 2296-nucleotide messenger RNA. It is a transcript of the gene Jra, whose product is annotated as transcription factor jun-D. Bases 124 to 840 code for a protein of 238 amino acids. Gene Ontology annotation, molecular function: transcription factor binding; DNA-binding transcription factor activity, RNA polymerase II-specific; RNA polymerase II cis-regulatory region sequence-specific DNA binding. Lineage: Eukaryota; Metazoa; Arthropoda; Insecta; Lepidoptera; Nymphalidae. The transcript has a single exon. Gene Ontology annotation, cellular component: transcription regulator complex. Gene Ontology annotation, biological process: regulation of transcription by RNA polymerase II; regulation of cell population proliferation; regulation of cell cycle. The record is from RefSeq and is a predicted model, not a curated record.